UGGAGAGAGUGAAAGAUGAAUUUGCAGUGUGAUCGUGUUUUUUUUUUUAUUUUUCGUUUUUUUUUUUAUUUCUCUUUAGAAUAAACCGUGUGCAGCCGUCGGUGUGUGCUGCUCGCAUGCAGCCUGGCUUGCAGCCCCACCCUCUUCUCCUCUUCUGCCCGACUCCCUCAGGAUAUUUUUAGCGCUGAUGGUGUGCCCUGUCAAAUCACGUAACGGAAACAACCUCAGAGAAGCAGAGCCGCCGUGGAGAGCCCGCCGCUUUUGCUCCGUUUAUAUUCUAUAAUCUGCAGGAGAAGUGAGAUGCAAUUUCAGAUGAAUUUGGCGUUUUGCGUGUUGGUGCUUCUUACCGGCUCAUCGCAGACGAGAGGUCAGAGCAGUGCGUUGCCCCUGACUACCCUGCCAAGUCAUGCUGGAAGCUCAGCAUCUCCUGACCUGACAGAAGACCCUGAGGUCUCACAGCGGACUCACAGCGGGGAGGAAAUCUCACCUGAAACCACAACCGUUACCAAGACCGAAGGGACAGUCCAUACAGAGACUGUGACACACUUGUUGACCACAAGCUCUGCAGUGGCCAAACCUUCAGCUACCACAGACAACCUUUCAUCCGCGCCGACUGUGCAGAGCGCCGUCCCUCCGCAGCACAUCUCAACCCCUGAUGGCAGAGUCAUCCUGACCACAGAUCCCUUCACCGCCUUUUCAUCUCAGCCAGCCCCCACAGUGCAGCAGGACACAAGCUCCACAGCCCACGCAUUCACCAUCCAGCCACGGUCUGAAUCACUAACCACAGCCGCCACACAGCCGCCAACCACGGGACGCCCUCUUACCUCAGCUCCGGGCCAGGGUCCAGCUGGGCAUGCACACCGGGAGGGCCCCUCUGAGCUUAAUGUCGGAGAUGAAGAGCUCAAGGGGCCCCGACACCGCUCCAGCUCCCCUCUAGACCCCCUGCUGGCUGGCCUGCUGUCAGUGUUCAUCGUCACCACUGCUGUUGUCUUCGUCAUCCUCUUCCUCAAGUUCCGCCAGCGGACAAACCACCCAGAGUUCCAUCGGCUGCAGGAUCUGCCCAUGGAUGAUCUGAUGGAGGACACGCCUCUCUCCAGAUACACCUACUGAUGGACGCAUCCUGUCAGUCACUUCCACCGCUCAGAGAACAGAAGCAAAGCAGAGGCCAAAGGAAGACCAGCGUGGAUCUGAGAAAAGCCUUUGACUGGAUGCAGCUGCAUCUCUGCAGAGGAGUUCAGUGAUAUAAAAUAUGUAUUUGUGGUUCCACGAGAAGGAUCCAUAAAGACUUUUAAACGGGAGGUUUCAGAAGCACUUUGUUCCACAUUCCCUUUAAAUUUCCGGAGAUCUUCAGUCCAGUGGAAACCUAUUUGUUUGUGCCUCUUCUGCACCCCUGGCUGAUUCCCCAUGUAUGCACAGCACUUUAAUGUGGAGCGAAUGGUCGCAGUGCCCCCUAGGGGACAUCUGAGGUAAUGUGGAUCAAGGUUGCAUGGAUUCCUCCUAUGUAAUUAAUAAGACAACCUCAGGUUAUACCAGCGAGAAACAAGAGAGUGAGAGACACAUGGGAAAGUCUCCAACAUGCCUAAAAUGAUUAGGGAAUAUAAAUUAUGAUCCCUUAGGUGACCAAAUAUUAGCAAAGUGCACUUCCAAACCAAAUUGCCAGGUUGCACGUGUUGUCUUAAAGCUGAGGUCUUGCAGAAAAAACUACACACAAAUCAGUGAUUUUAUGAUUCAGUGUUCCUACGUAGUAUGGAAAUGUAUGGAAUUUGAUUUUAGUCUUUCGAGGUCUGGAUAAGUAUAGAAAAAACAAGAGAGUAUGGAAAAACAAUUGUGUCCAGACUAUUGCCCCUAUUCUGUUUUCUAAAAUUUUAAAUUCAGAAUUUCUAAAAAAUAAAUGGAUCAUACAAGCAGAGUGUUUUUCAUGGCGUUUGAUGCAGCCAAAAUGUUUACUACUAUGUGAGAUCGCGCAGGCCAGAGCGAGCUUGAUGUUGUAAGAAGCAAGGCAAGAAGAAGACAAUGGCGUAAGACUGAACGCACGCUCCUACGCAGAGCUGCCUCUACGCCUGUACGUCACAUCCAGGGCCGGCGAUUCCAUAUAGGCGAACUAGGCAUUUACCUAGAGCGUUCAAUAUAAUAUAAUAACAAAAAGUUACCAAAAACUGUAGGCAGACAGCACAGAGCGGCCUCUCCUAAUUCGGACUCAUCCUCAUUUUGGUUGAAAUUUGGUUUUAGCUCAUAGUGAACGUGAUGAACUGUGACCAGUGUUCCAGCUCAGCUCAGCUUGUCUGGCCGAUCUUGUUUUGAUUCAGUGCAGUGGUGAUGUACUAAACUGAGGAGGUGUCAACCACUAUGAGGUGUCUUGAAGGUUUUCAGCAUCAUCCCAGUCUGGGACGUCGUCUAACUUUCUGCGUAGGGCUGUGGACUGCACGGCCACAAUGGGGAAAUGCGAGUUUUCCGAGGGCUGGCUUGACAAUACCAAAUACAAAGCCUGGUUGGUUAAUAAUUCCAAAUGGGAAAAGAGAGCUGGAUGCAAACUUUGUGUAAAAUCGUUUCAAAUCUCAACCAUGGCAGAGGCCUCGAAGCACUGAAGUCUUGUCACAGCAUCCUCUGAACCUCGAGUUUUAAAGUCACCAAGUCAAAUAUGGUCUGAAAAACCUACAGAGAAGUCUAGAAAAGUAUUGAAUUUUGAAAUGGAAAAUGUGUAGGAACCCUGGAUUCAAAAGCCAUAUUUUUGGAAAAACAGACACAAAAUGUCUCACGGUAGAAUCCACUCAUUAUUCAAUUGCUCAAAUUCAUUAAUUAAGUUUCCUCAAAUGAUAUGUGGAAAAUAACAAUCUUGCAGCCUUUAAUAUGUAGUUACACGUGUUACGGUCUGAUGCUUGUAUUUAAAACUUGAAUUUGGUUAUUCUGUUUUCAAUGUUUAAUCCACACUGAGAAGAGACUUCGCUACACUAAAUAAACACUUUAAUAUGAGCAAAUUGUAAACACAUUAUUAUUGUGAAAUGUGUUGUAAAUUACAUGUUUAUAAAGAAUGUAUUUGUUUCUACACAAGGUGUUUGUUCAAAUGCUUUAAGUGGAGACAAUGAGAGGAGGCACACGGGAGUUUAGAUUAGCUGUUACCUGUAUCUGUAUUAGCUGCUGAGUAUCAUGCAAAUGUGCUGGAACUAAUCUGUUGUAUCACAGUUUUGACCUAUAGUGUGUUCAGAGUUACUUUACUGUUAAGUGCCAACAGUGAUGUAUAAUAAUAUGCCAUUGAAAUGUGGACUGUAAAAAUGUAUUGAUAUUAAGAUUUCCUGUUUGAUAAUAAAACAAACUACGAUACUGUCGCAUAUGCUUAGAGGGUGUAGGACCUUACAGCUACAUUAUGCAUUGUGCUGUGUCAUUGUAACCUGUUGGUUGGGAGUCCAGCAGCUCUGCAGAGAUAUAAAUCUACCUGUCUCGACAAGUAAUGUGGACUUUGAACAAAUACUCGGCUUAAAAAAAAGAAAGAAAGCCGCUCCCUCAAACGCACACCAGUGAUAACAAAACCUCACAUUCAAUGAAUACCCAUUCAACACUCAAAGCACAAGAUCAUUUAUAACCAAUGUAUAAUAUUUAUUAUCAUCAGUAUGACCAGUCAAACCCUGUUUCGAGUACAAGACAUACAAUACUUUUGAUCAACCAUUAUUCAGUUAUUCAUUAAAGUGCAAAAUCUGACUUUUUCAGCAACAUGAUGUAGUGAUAUUUUGUUAUAAAGUCCAUCAAACACGUAUGGUCAAAUUCCCUUCGAAAUGUCCCUAUUUUAUUACAGCUUCUUCUUCAU
Messenger RNA from Sebastes umbrosus (honeycomb rockfish), 3799 nucleotides. RefSeq lists its product as uncharacterized. NCBI's taxonomy places the organism in Eukaryota, Metazoa, Chordata, Actinopteri, Perciformes, Sebastidae. The coding region runs from base 301 to 1110 and encodes 269 amino acids. The transcript has 5 exons. The record is from RefSeq and is a predicted model, not a curated record.